Molecule: messenger RNA, 1410 nt
Organism: Rangifer tarandus platyrhynchus (Svalbard reindeer)
Lineage: Eukaryota; Metazoa; Chordata; Mammalia; Artiodactyla; Cervidae
Source: the annotation of a GenBank genome assembly
AUGGAUGUAGAAAAUGAGCAGAUACUGAAUGUAAACCCUACAGAUCCAGAUAAUUUAAGUGACUCUCUCUUUUCUGGUGAUGAAGAAAAUGCUGGGACUGAGGAAAUAAAGAAUGAGGUAAAUGGAAAUUGGAUUUCGGCAUCUUCCAUUAAUGAAGCUAGGAUUAAUGCCAGGGCAAAAAGGCGGCUGCGGAAAAACUCAUCCCGGGACUCCGGCAGAGGCGAUUCUGUCAGUGAUAAUGGAAGUGAAGGCCUUAGAUGUGGAGUAACUGCACCAACCAGUCCAAAGGGAAGGUUGCUGGAUAGGCGAUCCAGAUCUGGGAAAGGACGGGGAUUACCAAAGAAAGGUGGUGCUGGAGGCAAAGGUGUCUGGGGCACACCUGGACAAGUAUAUGAUGUGGAGGAGGUAGAUGUGAAAGAUCCUAACUAUGAUGAUGACCAGGAGAACUGUGUUUAUGAAACUGUAGUUUUGCCUUUGGAUGAAAUGGCAUUUGAAAAGACUCUGACACCAAUUAUACAGGAAUAUUUUGAGCAUGGAGAUACUAAUGAAGUUGCGGAAAUGCUAAGAGAUUUAAAUCUUGGAGAAAUGAAAAGUGGAGUACCAGUGUUGGCAGUGUCCUUAGCGCUGGAGGGAAAAGCCAGUCACAGAGAAAUGACAUCUAAGCUUCUUUCUGAUCUUUGUGGGACAGUAAUGAGCACAAAUGAUGUAGAAAAAUCAUUUGAUAAAUUGUUGAAAGACCUACCUGAAUUAGCACUGGAUACUCCUAGAGCACCGCAGUUGGUGGGCCAGUUUAUUGCUAGAGCUGUUGGAGAUGGAAUAUUAUGUAAUACCUAUAUUGAUAGUUACAAAGGAACUGUAGAUUGUGUACAAGCUAGAGCUGCUCUGGACAAGGCUACUGUGCUCCUGAGUAUGUCUAAAGGUGGAAAGCGCAAAGACAGUGUUUGGGGCUCUGGAGGUGGGCAGCAGUCUGUUAAUCACCUGGUUAAAGAGAUUGAUAUGCUGCUGAAAGAGUAUUUACUCUCUGGAGACAUGUCUGAAGCUGAACAUUGCCUUAAGGAACUGGAAGUACCUCAUUUUCACCAUGAGCUUGUAUAUGAAGCCAUUGUAAUGGUUUUAGAGUCAACUGGAGAAAGUACAUUUAAGAUGAUUUUGGAUUUAUUAAAAUCUCUUUGGAAAUCUUCCACCAUUACUCUAGACCAAAUGAAAAGAGGUUAUGAGAGAAUUUACAAUGAAAUUCCGGACAUUAAUCUGGAUGUCCCACAUUCAUACUCUGUGCUUGAGCGAUUUGUAGAAGAUUGUUUUCAGGCUGGAAUAAUUUCCAAACAACUCCGAGAUCUUUGUCCUUCAAGGGGUAGAAAACGUUUUGUAAGUGAAGGAGAUGGAGGUCGUCUUAAACCAGAGAGCUACUGA